Molecule: messenger RNA, 1525 nt
Organism: Salvelinus sp. IW2-2015
Lineage: Eukaryota; Metazoa; Chordata; Actinopteri; Salmoniformes; Salmonidae
Product: PWWP domain-containing DNA repair factor 3A
Molecular function (GO): DNA binding
Source: RefSeq, a predicted model, not a curated record
UUUUUAAGAGUUGCUGACGAGACGCUGAGAGGAGUUGCAACCUUUCAAGUAUCUAGAAGAAACUAUUCCAUCUAUUUUGCUGUGUCUAUGUCUCAAGAUGAUGAGCUUUGUCCUCCUGAGGAGCUGAAGCACUGGAGCUUGCCUGGCCCUGAACAUGAGUUCUCCAGAGUACAGUUCUUCCUCUUCCACACAGAAGACCUCGGUUUGGGCCGACCAGCAAACAGCCACUCCACAGCUGGGAGUUAGCCUUCCGUCUCCCACACACUGCUUUGGGGAUGGGGAAAGAACCAGCUCUGCUAACCCAGCUGAAACACCCAUUUCAACCAACCCUGCAACCCCAUCUGAAACACUAGUUUCAACCAACCCUUCUAGCCCAUCUCAAACACCUGUUUCACCCCAAAAAAAGAGGACAGCAGAGAAAGGAACCUUUGAUGCAUCACAGCCACAGGGUGAACGUCGCAAGAGGGGGAGGCCACGCAAACACAAGACACUCCAGACUGACACAGAACACCAUAUCCAUCAGGCCCAGUCUCUGACAGCUACACAUCCAUGUUUACAGCCAGAGGACCAAACAGAGGCUGUGACACUGACACCCGUCUUACCUGUGAUACCAGAGGACAGGUGUCAGUCACCUGAUGCCCAAACAAAGGUUGAGACACAGCUCCAGUCACCCAGCUCACCUGUGCCUGAGGAUAAGUGCCAGUCACCUGAGGCCACCUUUGAACCACCGUGCCCCACCUUGGAUUUACAGAGCGCCAAUAAGGGACAGAGUAAGAAAUGGCCCCAUCUCUCCAGUGCUUCUGUUGGACAAGGAGACCUAACAGGCCAUAAUGUUCUAACCACUGGUGGAUACACAAACUCACAGGCCAGGGGGAUGGGGGCUGAACCCAGCCAGAAUGACAGUAUCACUGCCACUGGGAUAUUUUUAAGCAAAUGUGCCAAAGAGCAAAGGACUCUGUGCCAGUCACCACAGAAUCUGAAAGAUGGGAGAAAGGCGGCUAAAAAAUCACWAACUCAUAAGGUCGACCAGCCACAGGAGAGUGAGGCUGUGACAAAUGGGGRAAAAACAUCUAAACCCUUACCGACUAUUAAGGUAGGACAGGAGAAUUGCCUGACACAAAAGACUGGGCGAAAAAGGAAAUAUACCAAAAAAUCACAGAGCCAUAAGGUAGACCAGCCAAGUGACACUGACCAGUCACAGGAGAGUGAGACAGUGAGAAAUGGGAAAAAGACAUCUAUAAAAUCACCAACCCAUAAGAUAGACUGGUCACAGGAGACGGUGAGAAAGAGGACAUAUACAAAAAAAUCUCAGACCCCAAAGGUUGACCAGUCACAGGAGGAGUCUGUAAAGAAAGAGGGCUCUAAAAUAUCUCCAACCCAUAAGGGAACAGUCACAAAGAUGGUAUAUAAAGAGGAAUAUACAAAAAAUCUCAGACCCCAAGUUGACCAGUCACAGAGGAGUCGUAAAGAAAGAGGCUCUAAAAAUACUCCAACCAUAAGGGAGAGCAGUCACAAGAGAUGGUAA